AUACUCAGCAAUUAAUGUAUUUUAUGUAAAUAUUAAAUAAUGACACUACUCAGAAAAAUAAAAACAAAAUAAAAUUUACUACACAAAUCAUGAUUAAAACAACAAGCUUAGGGUCAAAUCGUCCCCUGUCUGGUCAACUAUACAAAUACACAAAUGUUGUAAAAGGGUGGCAGCAGAGGUGGUUUGCAGUGGAUCCAGAAACUGGGGUGUUGUCCUAUUAUUUGUUUGAUGGCCCUGGAGAUACUGUUCAGCCGGGCCAGCCGGCAAGAGGAGAGGCACACCUAGCCGCUGCUGUGAUCUGUCCUAGCGAUGAAGACUCCAAAACAUUCACAAUUAAUUGUGCAUCUGGAGACAUGUUAAAACUGAGAGCUACAGAUGCCCGAGCCAGACAAGAAUGGGUCAAUGGACUAAGAGCCAUAGCAGAGAUACAUACUAAGGCCAUGGGGGCAAACCCGCCCUUGCAACCUCGAGAGCAGCUUGCUGUCCACGAUGCCAUGGCAUCAGCUCGGCAACAAUUACAAGCUACUGAACUAAGUGAUGCAGCGUUGGCGAGAUGCAUCGAGUCAGCGGAUUCUCCCUUUCCUCAUACAGAUCCAGAUUUACUGCUUCUUAAGGCGACGUCGGCGGCCAGCAUGCAGUGCUUGUUGCAGUGCCUGGGCAUCUUACUCCGGCAGCAACAGUACGCGACUCUCAGCAUUUCCAAAAACUCCAACAGUGACCAUUAGCCCUAUUUAUAUGUAAUCUGACCACAAUGAAAGAUGAAAAAAGGAAACAAACAGAUAUGUAUAUAUAAAUAUAGCAAGGCAAUUUACGAUUUUGAUAACAAAUCAAAUCAAAAAAUUAUCAAUUAGUAUUAUGGACUUAUCUAGUAGCAUGUAUUAUGCUACUAGAUAGGUCAUAAGAAGGCCCCACUGAUAUAUUUUGUACUAACGUCAAUUAAACAGCAUUCUGUUCACAACGGCACACAAUUACUUAACUAAACUUAAAUUUCACUUUUUAAGUUUUGAUUAAAAUUAGCCGCCAUUUACGGCACAUAUUUUUCCGGAAUUCUAAUGAUCUUUGUAUCAAACAUUUCUGUAAAAUCACUAUUUCGGUAUUCGGUGUAAAGUAUAGAAUAAAAACUUUCAUUCCAUAUAAACUAAAUCAAAUCUAAGGAAAAUUCAAGUCAAAGUGUUUGCUCCUUUUUUCCUCUUUCAAUUGUAAGUAACUAUAAUAUAUUAUUUUAAUUGAAAUUCAUUUUUAUGUCAAUAUGUAAUUGCUAACCUACUAUAUAAUUUACAAAAAAAUAGCAACCCUAAAAUAAUCUUAUUUUAAUGAUUCCAAAUAAAUCCUGGCAAUAUUAAUCACUGCUUAUUAUUUUUUUAUUAAUUUGUAAAUAAAGGUUAUUUAAUUGACUUUAGGUAGUGUAAUCACCUUAUUUCAUUUUGUAAAUUUUAUGGCUUAAGACGUCAGAAUUUAUAUUACAAUUAUCGGAUUUGUGCUCGAAAAAAAUCUAUAUUUUUUUAUAUUAGCUAGGUUGAAAUUAAUUUCAUAUUUUUGUAUCUGUAUUUGCUUGUUAAUUUUAGUAAAAUUAAAAAAAAAAAUCUAAAUGUUUUUAUUAGAAUACGAUUAGUUUUAAAAUAUGUACAUCUGUGUUUGUACUUGUACGCUACUAUAUACUGUUCGCUAGUCUUUUGAAAAAGUCCGUCGUGACUAAAAUCGGUCGGGACAUACUCAUUAUUAAUUUCCAGAUGUAUAAAUAUUUAAAAAAAUAUAUUCCACUUCCUAUUUAAGGUCAUGCUUGUAAGUAAAAAUAAAAAUCAUCUAAAAAUUUU
Messenger RNA from Vanessa atalanta (red admiral), 1814 nucleotides. RefSeq names its product oxysterol-binding protein-related protein 11. The coding region runs from base 90 to 725 and encodes 211 amino acids. The record is from RefSeq and is a predicted model, not a curated record. NCBI's taxonomy places the organism in Eukaryota, Metazoa, Arthropoda, Insecta, Lepidoptera, Nymphalidae. The transcript is spliced from 5 exons.